CGUCCCGCCGGUCGCCAGCUUUGUACUCUGUACCAGUGUACCACGAUUAUAAAGAACUUUAUAAUCGUGCAGUGUUCUAUUGAACUAUAUAAUAACUUAUAUAUUAUAAUUUACAAUUAUUAUGAUAUAUAGUUAUUAUAUAGUUCAAUGGUCUGUCUGCACUCACUUUACAACUUAAUAUUUAACACCCAUAAUAUUAUCGUCUUCAUGUUGUUGUUUACUGUAUAAGUUAUUACAAUCACGAUGUUCUCGCGGAUUACAAUUUUUCAAUAAUUAUCAGAUUUCUUAUCUGCGGUUUUAAUCAUUUUAAAAAAAACUCAGUUCUCAUAAUCGGUCUGUUAUUCGGUAUUCCGGUUAUCUAAGUAGAUACUUAGUACAAUAUGAUAUUACACUAUUAGUACUAUGUCCAUGUCAAAUAAGCUAUAUUGUUCAGUGCGAGUAAAUAAUAUAUAAUAUUUUCAUUAUUAAUACAAAAAAAAAUUUAUCCGGGCCUAAUUAUCAUCAGCAUAACCCAUAAGAAUUUAAUGAUUUAUACCUAAUAUUAUUAUAUUUCGUCGAGGACAAAAAUGAACGAUACAUCAGAAAGCAAUUAUGAGAUGCUUCAAGCAUUGUAUGAUUACAAAGAUACUUCAUCCGAGAGAACACUAGAUUUCAAAAUGAAUGAUGAGUUUUUCAUUUACCGAGAUGUUGCUGAUAAAAAGAGUUGGUGUUUAGUUAUCAACCAUACUGGUGAUUUAGGAUACGUGCCAUAUAAUUAUGUUAAAACCAUUUAUGUAAAGGAUACUCAUGUAUUAAAAUUCCUAGAGAAUUGUCUUUUGGCAGUUCAUCAAAAACUUGAUGUGAAUGAUAAUUGUUCUGAUAAAUUUAAGCUAUAUGAAUCAUUAUUGAGACGACAAAAAAAAUUCAAACAGAAAUCUUCAUUUAAUACACUGGAUACGCCAAUACAGUGCAAAACCGUUGAUAAAGGUAAUCAAUCAGAAACAUAUGAACAAACAUUAAAUGAAACUGGAAAUAGUUUAAGUGUUUCAAAAAAACCAAAGGAGAUAACUAUUCCAGAUAUUUAUGAAGUAGUGCAGCAAGUAAGAAAUCAUACAGGAUUGUCAUACAACUUUUCUCAAAUAGCUGUUUCUGUUGUGAUUCAAUAUUUGUCUGAUCUAGUUGAUGAAUCAGCAAAGUCUAGUCUCAAUAGUGUACGCGAAAUUAUUGAUACUUUUCCUCCUACAAGUGCAACAUUACCAGUGGAAUGUUUGGAAAAUACUAAGGAUGGAAAAUGCAUGCAACAGUUAUUGGAAUACUUAACAGCUGCUAAAGAAGAUUCACAACAACGUUCAUGGCAAAUAUUUGAUGAUCAUGUUCAAAUUGAAGAAUGUUUAAUUGAGCUCACGAGCAUCUUGAAAAAUGCAGAUCCCAUGGUCAUAAAUCAUGUUUUAAAAAUCGACCAAUAUACAUCAAUUAAUAAUUUAUUAGAAUAUUAUCAAAUGGAAUUACGAUGGGUGAUUCAAAAACAUUUGCUCAACAUAUUUUCAGAAUUAUGCAAACUUAAUUUUGUUGUUGUUGAUAUUAUAAUUAAUUCCAUACUGCCAAUGGAAUUAGCAAGAGAUAUGCAAAACAACAAAGAAGAUUUAAACAAGCAAGUCAUUCUUUCUGAAUUUCUAACACUCAUUUUAUCUGUUGGAGAGACUUUACCAAUUUCAUGCUUUGAAUAUAUGAAUGUGGACUUCGUUACCAAAAUACUAAGUGAUAUAGAGGACAAUGAACUGAAAUCUUCUGAUGAUGAAAAAAAGACUGAAUGCAUGAUCAACUUACUGUUGUCUUAUAAUCUUCAGUUUCCCAAAAUCGAAUCAAACAUAACUUUAAAAGGGUUGGCCCAGAGAGACAAUGCUAAAGUACUUACAGAAAAUUUGUUGAUUUUACUUAAUACUGAAAUGUUAAAUGACAUUCUUGCUGACUCAAAAACUGCUAAGCUGUUUUAUGUUAAUGAUAUAGAAGUUUUAGUUGAUAUUAUUAUACGUCAAUUAUUGAAUAUUCCAUCUGAUGAAAUGGCUCGUACUUCAUACUUGGAACUUUGUAAGAAUGUGAUUUUUAAUACGGAAUACUUAGACCGCAGACAUAAAUUAUCAGAUUUAAAUAAUUGCCUUCAAGAAAUUCUUGUCGAUGAUAGUUCGUGCACAAAAGAUCAAGAUGUUUGUAUUAUUAAGGAAAUUUAUUUAAAAUAUCCAGAAUUGUUCAAAUAAAAUUGUCUGAAUAUUAUAUUAUAUUUGUUACUAAAAUAUAAUAGUUUGCUUAUUUACUAAGUUGAGUAUUAAUCAAAAUACUAAAUUUGCUUGCAACAAUGUUGUGUAAUUAUUCCUAUAUGUUACUUUUAUGUGCCAAAUAUUAUCUUAAACAUUUUAUUAAUAUUAAAAUUUUGAUUUUUCUUCUUUAAGCUUGUAGCUGUAUCGGAUGUUACAAAGUUUUUAUAUUUUUAAAUUUUAUUUCAUAUUUAACAAUGUUAUAGCAAUAAAUAUUUAUU
Acyrthosiphon pisum (pea aphid) is the source of this 2512-nucleotide messenger RNA. RefSeq names its product NCK-interacting protein with SH3 domain. Gene Ontology annotation, molecular function: protein binding; Arp2/3 complex binding. Lineage: Eukaryota; Metazoa; Arthropoda; Insecta; Hemiptera; Aphididae. The transcript has 10 exons. Gene Ontology annotation, biological process: endocytosis. The record is from RefSeq and is a predicted model, not a curated record. The coding region runs from base 567 to 2234 and encodes 555 amino acids.